This is a messenger RNA of Esox lucius (northern pike), 1097 nucleotides long. It is a transcript of the gene jpt1, whose product is annotated as Jupiter microtubule associated homolog 1. Lineage: Eukaryota; Metazoa; Chordata; Actinopteri; Esociformes; Esocidae. The record is from RefSeq and is a predicted model, not a curated record. Gene Ontology annotation, cellular component: nucleus. The transcript has 5 exons. The coding region runs from base 25 to 744 and encodes 239 amino acids.
ACCCCCUAUGCCUAAGCGCAUGCCAUGUCCAGCCAUGAUGCAGACUGCAUUUGUCCAAUCAAAUAUUGGAAUGGCGUUGCUGUCUGGCGUGAAAGCCAUCCCCUGUGUAACUGCAGUGGAAUUCCUGCAGGGCUCAAAUCUGCAGCUGGCCAGCAUGGCACAUUGCAGGCCCUCGGAGUCCGCUGUAGCCAGGGAAGGGGCGAGAUUGGGAGUAUCCAACUGCCUGACAGCCAGGGCACAGGCAGCGGGGAGACCGUGGGUGGACAGAGAGAAGGACGUCUGGGUUCUCGAGCAGCGAGGGUGCUGCGGCCGCCGGGCGGUGCCUCCAACAUAUCGUUUGGCACAGAUGAAACCCCCCCUGUACGCAAGAAUAAAAUGGCCUCCAACAUUUUUGCUGAGCCUGAUGACCCUCACGCCCAUCGGAGGAGCAACCCACCAGGCGGGACGGCCAAAGGUACUUUGUGCGGGGAACCAUCUGCCCCUCUAAGACGGUGCCAACAGCCACUCCUCUUCCCCAAAAACAGUGACACAAACGAGGUCAUCACCUCGAUCAACAUUCCUGCAGGGGUUGAGGGGUGUGAACAGGCAAACAAUGUAGACUGUGCUGAAGAAGCCGAGGAGGAGAAGAAAGAGGAUGCCCCACAGCCCUCUGCUCCCUCGGGAGAAGCUGCCAACCCCACUGGCCCCGCUCCCUACGGCCGAAGAAACCCCCCAGGUGGCAAGUCCAGCCUCAUCCUGGGUUGAAGUCUACUUUAGUUGGAAUGUUUUUUAUUUUUGAAUGAAUUAACCCCCACUUUCCCCUUUCCCACCUCACAGUUCCACUGUUAACCCUCUUUCUCUGCCCGACUCUCCACCGCCCUACCACAACCCCUCUAUGAGCCAUGGAAUUUGGUCCCCCUGUCUUGUCCUCCCACCUUUUGUUUUGUUCCUUUUUUCUAUUAAAAGAAGAAAACCGUUGACAGAAGCACUUUAUGUAUCUCUUCUUCCCUCCUCCCAUUAGCCCAACCUGUAGUGUGCCUACAUCGCGCCUGCUGGAAAAGGCAUGACGUUUUAGCUUGUCUCAUUCUCCCCCUGUUGUAAAUGGGUAAAAAAAAAAA